CAAGGUGCCUUCCCUUUCCCUGUCCUUCCUUACUGAUACCAAUGUUAGGUGACCUUGUCCAUCUUCUCCCCAGGUGACCAGGCAUUGAUGCACCCCCAGGGAGGCCACGCACUCAAGGAGGCCACCCCCGCUGGCUGCUGCUCACAUGGUUUCUGGGCCCCUGGCACUCCGGUGGUGCGCGUGGGCAGGGCGUGGGGACAUGGGGCCCGACAUGGAAUUGCCCAGCCACUCAAAGCAGCUCCUGCUGCAGCUGAACCAGCAGAGGACGAAGGGCUUCCUGUGUGAUGUCAUCAUUAUGGUGGAGAACUCCAUCUUCCGGGCCCACAAGAAUGUCCUGGCUGCCAGUAGCAUCUACUUCAAGUCCCUGGUCUUACACGACAACCUCAUCAACCUGGACACGGACAUGGUCAGCUCCACAGUGUUCCAGCAGAUCCUGGACUUCAUCUACACAGGCAAGCUGCUGCCCAGUGACCAGCCGGCCGAGCCCAACUUCAGCACUCUCCUUACUGCCGCCAGCUACCUCCAGCUGCCCGAGUUGGCAGCCCUGUGCCGCCGCAAACUCAAGCGUGCUGGCAAACCCUUUGGCUCUGGACGGGUGGGAACUGCUGGUAUGGGGCGCCCCCCCCGCAGCCAGCGGCUUUCCACGGCCUCUGUAAUCCAGGCUCGGUAUUCAGGUCUUGUCGAUGGGCGUAAGGGGACCCAUUCCUCCCAGGAGCUCUCCCAGGCCAAAGGCUCAGAUGAUGAGCUUUUCCUCAGCAGUUCUAACCAAGAGCGCACACACGGCUUGGGCCGGGCUAUCUGUCCAGCUAGUGGGGAGGCUGGCUUGGGCAGCUGCAGUACCAAUGGGAGCAGCGGGGGUUGUGAGCAGGAGCUGGGCCUAGACCUGUCCAAGAAGAGCCCCCCCUUACCGCCUACCACCCCUGGUCCUCCUCUCACUCCUGAUGACCCGGCCCAGCUGAGCGACAGUCAGCAUGGCUCACCCCUCUCAACCUCUGCCCCUCCUGUUGCCAAUAGUGCCUCGUAUGCGGAGCUGGGGGGCACCCCCAAUGAGCCAAUGGAUCUGGAGGGGGUAGAGGACAACCACUUAAGCCUGCUGGAGGGGCCUGGUGGGCAACCUCGGAAGAGCCUGCGGCACUCGGCCCGCAAAAAAGAGUGGAGCAAGAAGGAGACUGUGGCAGGUUCACCCUUUGAGCGGAGGGAAGGAGGACCCAAGGGUCCUUGCCCAGGAGAAGAAGGAGAGGGGCUUGGGGACAGGGUUCCCAAUGGUAUCCUGGCCAGCAGUGUCAGAGGGGCUGGUCCCAGUGGGCCCUACGGAGAGCCUACAUACCCCUGCAAGGAGGAAGAGGAGAAUGGCAAGGAUGGGAGCGAGGACAGCGGGCAGAGUGGGAGUGAGGGUGGCAGCGGCCACACGGGCACCCACUACGUAUACCGGCAGGAGGGCUAUGAGACCGUGUCCUAUGGGGACAACCUGUACGUGUGCAUCCCUUGCGCCAAAGGCUUCCCCAGCUCGGAGCAGCUUAAUGCCCAUGUGGAGACGCAUACGGAAGAGGAGCUGUUUAUCAAGGAGGAGGGUGCCUACGAGACCGGUAGUGGGGGUGCUGAGGAGGAGGCUGAGGACUUGUCAGCACCCAGUGCGGCCUACACGACUGAGCCCCGGCCCUUCAAGUGCUCAGUCUGCGAGAAGACCUACAAGGACCCGGCCACGCUUCGGCAGCAUGAGAAGACACAUUGGCUGACACGGCCCUUCCCCUGCAACAUCUGUGGCAAGAUGUUCACACAGCGCGGCACCAUGACACGCCAUAUGCGCAGUCACCUGGGCCUGAAGCCCUUUGCCUGUGACGAGUGUGGCAUGCGCUUUACCCGCCAGUACCGCCUCACCGAGCACAUGCGUGUGCACUCAGGCGAGAAGCCCUAUGAGUGCCAGCUUUGUGGGGGCAAGUUCACCCAGCAGCGUAACCUCAUCAGCCACCUGCGCAUGCAUACCUCCCCCUCCUAGAAGCCAAAGACCCUUCUCCCCCACCCAGGGCACUGUCUGCAGACUUGCCCUUGGGAACCAAUGGAAGGAAGAAGCAAGGAGGCCAGGCAGGUGGGACUGGAGGCCGGGCAGGCGGGACCGGAACCCUGCGGUCCAGCAGGGGUGGCUCCUGGUGGCACCUCCGGCCUGCCCCCCCAACACCCAGAGCUUUAAUCAACAGUCUGUACCAAGGGAAGAGAGGAGGAAAGCAGCGGGCACAAGUCCCACGUGUGCGUCACAGGUGUCCAGUCUACCUCCCCACACCACCCAGGCCUCUGCCUUUCUGCGAGGACACCCACGGGAGUGGGUCAUGGGAUCUCUCUGGGAUCCGACCCCUUCCCCACAGGGGAGUGGGGCCUUCCCUCUGUUGGGAACCAGGGGUGGUGUUCGUGUGUGCACGAGUGCUUGUCUAUGUUCUGGCGGCCCUGGUUCUGCAGGAGUGGUGCUUGAGGAGGGCACAGAGCCAUCCGUCCUUUAAGCCAGGGGCCUCACCGCCUACCUCUCCAUACCUAAAUAGCCCUCUGGGCCUCUGUUGCUGUUAUUCCUACUGAUCUGUUCCUUUUUUCUUUUUGAAUUUUGUUUUUUAAACCAAAACCAACAAGAGUUGA
Messenger RNA from Condylura cristata (star-nosed mole), 2622 nucleotides. It is a transcript of the gene HIC2, whose product is annotated as hypermethylated in cancer 2. The transcript is spliced from 2 exons. The record is from RefSeq and is a predicted model, not a curated record. Gene Ontology annotation, biological process: regulation of transcription by RNA polymerase II. Gene Ontology annotation, cellular component: nucleus. Bases 146 to 1996 code for a protein of 616 amino acids. Gene Ontology annotation, molecular function: RNA polymerase II cis-regulatory region sequence-specific DNA binding; protein binding; DNA-binding transcription factor activity, RNA polymerase II-specific. NCBI's taxonomy places the organism in Eukaryota, Metazoa, Chordata, Mammalia, Eulipotyphla, Talpidae.